Molecule: messenger RNA, 883 nt
Organism: Trichobilharzia regenti
Lineage: Eukaryota; Metazoa; Platyhelminthes; Trematoda; Strigeidida; Schistosomatidae
Source: the annotation of a GenBank genome assembly
CCCAAAGUUAACUUCAUUAAGUAUGCUGAUGAUCUGACCGUUUCUGUCCCUGUAGUUUCCACAUCGGAUUGUUCCCAUAUGAAUGGCUUCUUAGCUGAAGUUAAGGAUUGGUCUGGCUCAAAUGGUCUUAAACUAAAUCCAACUAAAUGUAACACUGUUGAUUUCAGCUUGAGAAGUGAAAAAGACAUGCAUGGAUUGAUUCAAUCUCAUGAUUGUUGUAAUAUUGAUGGUACCAUGAUAGAGAGUAAGUCAAGUGUUUCUUAUCUUGGCAUUAGUUUCUCUUCAAACCUUUGCUGGUCGUCUCAUAUUCUUAUAGUUUCUAAGAAAGUUUUCCGUCUGACUUAUUACAUAAAGAAGUUGAGACACUCAGGUAUAACCCAAUCUCUUAUCAUACAAUUUAUUAAUUCAUGUGUUUUGCCCAUCAUUCUUUAUUGUUCUCCAUUAUUCUUCCCUGGGCUACUCAAGAAAGACCAUAUAAUACUACGAAGAACAUUGAGGGCUGUAAGUAGGGUCAGUGCUAUCCCUUUGACUCAACUAAAUGACACUGUUGUCAAUAGGCAUAUGAAUUCUUGUAAACACUUAGCUAAAGUUAUCUUAUCUGAUAGUGAACAUCCUCUUUAUUCACAAUUGUUUCCUUGUAUCUCUUCGGGUAAGACCAGAAGAAAUUUUAUAAACAUUUAUGCUCGUACUACAAAAUAUAAAAAUUCGACCGUUCCAUAUUUGGCACGAGUAUUGUGUGAAGAGACAAAUAUCAGAAAAGAACUUUUACAACUUUUAAAUCAUUAACUAAACUAUAAAAUGUAAUGAUGCAUAUUAAUGCAUGUGUUAUUUGUUAUAUUAUCUAUUUAUUAUUCACUAUGACCUAGCAAUGGUGUGAUUUUGU